AUGCAAUCAGUGCCAAUUCCAUCAUCGUCUCCAGCCAAGUUACUAGAUCCAUCCACACCUAGGACAAGCACACCUCGAUUGCCCAAGUAUAUUCCUGCUACGGAUAGUGGAGAACCCCCAAAAGGUCGUACCCUGAUCAUCUGUCUGGAUGGCACUGGCGACAAAUUCGAUGGCGACAACAGCAAUAUCGUACAUCUCGUCAGCUGCCUCAAGAAAGACGAUCCACGACAAAUCACGUACUAUCAGACCGGCAUCGGGACAUACAACAGCGGAGGUCUGAGCAAUGGCAUCGCCGCUGCCAUUGAUAUGGCAAUCGGCAGUGGGCUCGGUGUCCAUGUGAGAGACGCCUAUCGCUUUCUCAUGCAAACCUACCGCGAGGGCGACAAGAUCUGCCUCUUCGGGUUCUCCAGAGGUGCCUACACAGCCCGCUGUCUAGCUGGCAUGCUUCACAAAGUUGGUCUGUUGCCAGCACACAAUGUAGCUCAGAUUCCAUUUGCAUACAAAUUCUACAAGGACGACACGCAAAAAGGCUGGGACAUGAGUUCUGACUUCAAGAAGACCUUCUGCAUUGACAUCAAUGUCCAUUUUGUGGGAGUGUUUGACAGUGUCGCCAGUGUUGGUCUCAUACCCAGAAAACUGCCGUUAAGCAGUACACCGACCAACAAGCCGAGCUACUUCAGACACGCCAUGGCUUUGGACGAGCGCAGAUCCAAGUUCAAAAUCUGUCGCUAUCAACAAAAAGACCACACCGAUCCCGACUCCAAGUGGGUCACCAAAGCAGCGACUCAAAACUCUCUCGAGACGCCACGCCAGCGGCUCGAAUCAACCAGUACUGCAAACACUUUUACCGACCCUUUCGAGAAGAAAUCGAGACAAGACUCUUCAGUCUCAAACAAGCCCAUCCGCGAAGUCGACUGCCUCGAAGUCUGGUUCUCCGGCUGCCACGCCGACAUAGGCGGCGGCGCAGUCGCAAACGAAGCACGCCACAAACCCUCUCAAAUUCCUUUGCGGUGGAUGAUACGGCAAUGCUUUGAGUGCAAUACCGGUAUAAUUUUUAACACCCAUCGGCUUGCUGAAGAAGGACUGGAUGUACAUAUGCUAUACCCAACCUACCACAGACUUGAGAAACCCGUCGUUGGUCCUUCGCCAAAUACAAUGGAGCGAUAUCAUCAAGGCAGCCUUGCACCUAUAUCCCGUCGCUCUACACUUCUAGAAGCUGCAGACGAAAAAUCCGACUUGUACACUCUAAACCUUCACCAAGACACUCAAAAGCACAAAAUCGCCGACCACUGGAUGCCCGAGCAAAUCGAAGAUUACUUUGACACAAUAGCACCGCUCAAUGAUCAACUCGUGCAAGCGAAAUUCUGGUGGAUACUAGAGGUAUGGCCGAUCAAAGUGCGUAUACAAGAGAAGGAAAAUGAUGCUUGGGUGAAGAAAGUGAGGAUGAAUUUGGGGAGGUACAGGGUUGUGCAGGAGCAAGAGCCGAAGUUGCAUUGGACGGUGCAGCAGAGGAUGGCGGAGACUGGGUAUAAGCCGCAGGUCAGAAUGGGUAGGGGUGCGGCUUGGAGGUUCGUUGUUUAG
Aureobasidium namibiae CBS 147.97 is the source of this 1581-nucleotide messenger RNA. RefSeq lists its product as uncharacterized. Lineage: Eukaryota; Fungi; Ascomycota; Dothideomycetes; Dothideales; Saccotheciaceae. The coding region runs from base 1 to 1581 and encodes 526 amino acids. The transcript has a single exon. The record is from RefSeq and is a predicted model, not a curated record.